This is a messenger RNA of Notodromas monacha, 1074 nucleotides long. The record is from the annotation of a GenBank genome assembly. Lineage: Eukaryota; Metazoa; Arthropoda; Ostracoda; Podocopida; Cyprididae.
AUGGACGAGAGAUGUUUGGGUGCGAUGGACGUUGACAGUUGGGAGCUGUUGGAUGCGAAGAAGAGUCCAUUGGCAUUGUUGGCACAAACUUGCAGCCAAAUUGGCGCCGAAAACGGUUCUUUGGGCGUGAAAACAUCCGGAGAAAAACGCGGAAGGGCUGAUGAUGAUGACGCAUCAUAUGGCAAACUUGGCAACAAAUCUCCUUCCCUGUGUGUCUCUGAUCACACCAAGCAUAAGUUGAGCAAGAGUGAUGAUGGACUCAAGCACAAGUCCUUGUCUGAAGUGCCUGUGUCCAACAACAGCAGCAGUUCAUCUCCUGCGCAGACUGUUCAUCCAAUCAUCAGGUCAGGAGUGGAAGUGUUACAAGGACAGAUGGCAGCAGCUGCAGCAAGUCAUGGCUUUGGAUCAUACCCAUUUGCCCAGUCACAAAUGUAUGCACAAAGUCAAGCACAAGGCUACCCAAGUUUGGGAUAUGACCCUGCUGCACUCUUGAGGUCUGCACCUUUCUACUACCCACACUUGUUUGGUGGUGGAGCUGCAGCAGCAGCAGCUGUGAACAACCAUGCAGCAGCCCUGGCCAAUGCCUACAGGCCCUACAUGACUGUGCACCAUCAGUUGAGCAACUGCAGGGACCCCUUUUGUGUGGGACAGUGUCAGCAGACUGUGCCGAGUCCUGUCAUGCCUUCAACUUUCACGGAGCCUGGCCCAACGGUCGUGACACUAGUUGACAAGCCCCCGUACGUGUGCAACUGGAUCGCAGGUGGUGAAGCCUACUGCGGCAAGCGGUUUUCAACUUCAGAAGAACUCCUGGCCCAUCUGCGCACUCACACAUCCUCUUCUUCUUCUGCAUCCGUCAUGGCUGCUGCCCAGUCUUCACCAGUGUUGUCGCAGCAACCACAGCCUGUAACCACAAGAUACCAUCCAUACAAGCCUGCGCACUUCAUGCCACCUCCUCCUGCACCAGUGGCGCCACCUGUGUCUGCAGCAGCCGCGGCUGCUGCAGCAGCUGCAGCUUAUUACUCCCCCUACAGUGCACUGUAUGCCGCAGCUGCUGCAUCACGGAUUGGCCUGUGA